AUGGAGUAUGUUUACUUCCCAUUGGAAAAGGCACUCUUGGAGAAUUUCCAGUCUUAUCCAGACAGUGUUAAAGACUCUGUUGAUACUUUAGAGAUAAGUUUGAACAUUGAUGGCAUUCCUUUGUUCAAAAGUUCACAAAGUAGUUUAUGGCCAGUUCUCUGUGGUAUUAUGAACCUUACCCCAGUUAGAAUAUUCCCAAUUGCUUUAACGUAUGGCAAGUCAAAACCUAAGAAUUUAGAUUUUCUUCAUGACACUGUGAGAGAUCUGAAUAUGGUGUUAAAGCAAGGCUUAAGUUGCGGUUCAAAGGUUCUUAAAGUUUCUCUCAGGUGUGUUGUCUGUGAUGCACCUGCAAAAGCAUUUGUUAAAGUAGUCUAGGACCUGUAUAUGAGUUUGUAUGCAUUUCAUUUAGGACAGAUAACCUCAAAUGUUUUGGGCAAGUUGACCAUGACGGUCAGCAUGGUAACGCUGCCCGAACCCCAAUCCGGGGCGAAACGUCCGAAACUGACCACACCCAAAAACGACGCUUUCGCCAUACUGCUUAAGUUUUAAGGUUUUGAGUUGAAGGUUUUCAAAGGAAAACCUAUUUUUGAAUGAACUGUACAUAAAUUAUAUAUUUUCUGUAGGUCUUAAACAGUUUUUAUACCAUUUUCCCCAGCUAAUUCCAGUUUUUUUUCUAAUGGACCGUAUCACUAAUCAAGUUUUCAGUUCAUAAAAUCACAAUGUUACAGCUAGAUGUUGAUAUAUAGCCAGUAUAGCUAACCAAUCAGAAUGCAGUAUUGGCUAAACCCACUUCAUUUCAUAAUUAAUAGAAUUUUUUUUUUCGAAUGUUAUAGAACGUUGCCGGGAUUCUAUAAAAGGAUGAUAUUUGAUAGAUCAUUUGGUAGAUCAAGUAAUUUUUAAUGUUGUGCAUAUUCUUUCCUUAUAUACUAAUGUAUUUAUUAAUAGUUCUUAAAGUUUAUGUAAAUAGUUAAUGUGAAGUCAUUUAACAUUUUGUGUCAAUAAAUAUUUAGAAAAAUUUAUGUUUACUUUAUUUUAAUAUUCUUAACAACCGCGUUUAUUACACAACAAUCAUUUCCCGUUUUAAUUUCCUUUCUCGAAUUUGCCGACGUAGUCAGAAAAUUCGCGAAAGAAUAUUAAAGUACGCAAUGGUUCUGGUGCAAUUAGGCUGUGUUAA
This is a messenger RNA of Paramuricea clavata, 1174 nucleotides long. The record is from the annotation of a GenBank genome assembly. NCBI's taxonomy places the organism in Eukaryota, Metazoa, Cnidaria, Anthozoa, Malacalcyonacea, Plexauridae.